Molecule: messenger RNA, 873 nt
Organism: Dibothriocephalus latus
Lineage: Eukaryota; Metazoa; Platyhelminthes; Cestoda; Diphyllobothriidea; Diphyllobothriidae
Source: the annotation of a GenBank genome assembly
AUGAGGUCGAUUCUUGGAACUCCAUCCUCAGAGCACUUUGUGAAUAUUGAGAAGAAGCGUAUGUAUUUGCUGAGGCAAGAACUUUAUUCGCCUGACGUUUCGGAAUGCGUCACGGAGAAAAUUAAGUGCGAUCUCUCAGGCGUGACCGUCGAACUACUCCUACUAAGUAAAUACUCUGAGACUGAUGCUGGUCUCAUACACGCUCAAACCCUGCAGCUCCUGAAGUUCUGUCUCAGGACGUACUUCACUUUGAAAGGAAGCAUCUAUGAGCAGGUGAAGGGAACACCAAUAAGUUCGCCGAUUUUUGGACUCAUAGCUGAGGUAGUCCUACAACAGCACAGAUCGAAAUUCAGGGCGUGGUAUGUGGAUGAUACCUUCGUUGUUAUCGAACGGGAUAAGGUACAUACACUCAAAGAACGCCUCAACAGCGUCAAUUCGGGCAUACAAUUUACGACGGAGGUGGAAGAAAACACCGAACUGGCCUUCCUUGAUGUCCUCCUCUGCCACAAUGAUUGUGAUGACCGAUUCCAAAUGUUGGCGAGCGAUUCCGUACGUAAAAACCUCUCGGAGGCCGUCGGCCGCCUUCUCGCACCACUUGAAGUUGAAAUCGCACACGGGACGGAUGCAACGAUAAGGCAUCUGAUAAUGAAACCAAAAGACCCACAGCCACGACAAGAAACAACUGGAGUCGCUACAGGAUGUAAUGCAGUUGCGGACAAAGCAACUACGUCCGAGAAACUGGAAGAUUUAUCAAGACGCAAAAUGCCGAACACGCAGCAGCAGUGUGGCGACAUGAUAUCGAUUCGCAAGCUGCGACUCAUUCGGCGAGGCCCGGACGCACAUUCACAUUUGAUGAGGCCGAAAUUCUCGUGA